AUGGCGUCGGCUGCUGGCAACUCCUCGCAGGGCAACAACAUCAAAGUUGUUGCCCGGUUCCGACCACAGAACAAGGUCGAGAAUGCCAAUGGCGGCGAGCCCAUCGUCCGCUUCGAAGGCGACGACACCGUCUCCCUCAACUCCACCGAGACCACCGCACCUUUUACCUAUGACCGAGUCUUUGGCAUGUCCUCGCAGCAAGGCGAUAUUUUUGACUUCUCUAUCCGGAACACCGUCGAGGAUGUUAUGAAUGGCUACAAUGGUACUGUGUUCGCCUACGGCCAGACGGGUGCUGGCAAAUCGUACACCAUGAUGGGCGAGAUGGACGACCCGGUCAAGAAGGGUAUCAUCCCUAGAAUCGUCGAACAGAUCUUUGACGCCAUCAUGGUCCACGGCUCUGCCUCGAUCGAGUACACGGUUGGAAUCUCAUACCUCGAAAUUUAUAUGGAACGAAUACGAGACCUGCUGAACCCCAUCAACGACAAUCUUCCCAUUCACGAAGGCCCCAAAGGCCCCUACGUUAAAGGCCUGCGCGAGAUAUAUGUCGGCGAGGUCGCCGAAGUCUAUACCGCUAUGCAUUUGGGUCAACGAGCACGAGUUACUGCGUCCACAAAUAUGAACCUGGAGUCAUCCCGCUCCCAUUCCAUUUUCGUUGUUACUAUCAACCAGAAAGAUGUCAACACUGGCUCGCAAAAGAGUGGUAUGCUGUACCUCGUCGAUUUGGCCGGCUCAGAAAAGGUUGGCAAGACCGGCGCCACAGGACAAACGCUAGAAGAAGCCAAGAAAAUCAACAAGAGUCUGAGUGCACUCGGAAUGGUCAUCAAUGCUCUGACCGAUGGCAAAUCUAGUCACGUUCCCUAUCGAGACUCCAAGCUCACUCGCAUUCUGCAAGAAUCGUUGGGUGGUAACUCGAGGACCACAUUGAUCAUCAACUGCUCACCCUCCAGCUACAAUGAUGCCGAAACAGUCAGCACCCUACGCUUCGGCAUGCGCGCGAAGAGCAUCAAGAACAAGGCCAAGAUCAACGCCGAAUUGAGCCCGCAGGAACUGAAGCGACAACUCAAGAUCGCGCAGAACCAGGCCGUGACUUUCGAAAAGUACAUCACGUCGCUGGACGCCGAAGUUCAGCUCUGGCGGAAAGGCGAGAGUGUCCCACAGGACAAAUGGGUUGCUCCGCUCUCAGGAGCAAAGACUGAGGUCAAGCCAAGGACGGAAACCCCUUCACGGCAAGAUCAAUUGCGCGCCGAAACUCCUAGUCGACCUGAUUCCAGAACAGGCGAACGGUCUAGCACUCCUAGCAUUAUUCUCGAAAAAGAUGAGCGCGAAGAGUUUUUGCGCCGCGAAAACGAGCUCCAAGACCAGCUGACUGAAAAGGAAUCUCAAGCGGCUAGCCUCGAGCGCAGUCUUCAGGAAGCCCGAGAGGAGCUCAAGUCAUACAAGGAGGGUGCCCUGCGGACAACCAAAGAGAAUGAAACCAUGCAGGAUAAGCUCAACAAGACCCAGAUGGAGCUGCAAAAGCUGUCGUUCCAGAGCAAGGAGGAUGCUAUCACAAUGGACAGUUUCAAGGAAGCCAAUUCCGAGCUCGAGACCGAGCUUGUGUCCGUGAAACAGCAGCUUCUAGAUCUCAAGAUGAGCGCCAAAGAAACAACCGCCGCCCUCGACGAAAAGGACCGCAAGAAACAGGAGCGCAUGGCGAAGAUGCUUGCUGGCUUUGACCUCGGAUCUGUGGACGAUAGAACCACCGACCUGUUGCAGACACUCGAACAGCUCCGGACUCCCACUGAAAAUGGCGAGUCCAUCUCUGCCGAGGCUCUGGACACCCUUCGUGGCAAGAUUCUCGAAUCCCAAUCGACGCAAUUUGCCGCAGAGGAUGAUGGUCGGCUUGAACUCGAAGAGCGCCUGGCAGCUCUGCAAGAUGAGCAUGAGGCACUCCUGAGUCGCAAUCUCAACCCUGACGAUGUCGAGGAGAUCAAGCAGAAGCUCGAGGGUCUGUAUCAGGACCGCCGUGAUACACAGUCAGACAUCAUCCACGACCUCCGGGACGAACUCACCCACAAAACCGAGGAAAUUCACCGACUUCGGCAGUCAGUUGCGGAUCUUCAAAACCGUACUGGCGCCAACGGUGCCAACGGUGUUACCAACAAAACCCUUCAGCAACAGAUUGCUGACUUUGACCUGAUGAAGAAGAAUCUCAUGCGUGAUCUGCAAAACCGCUGCGAGCGCGUGGUCGAGCUCGAGAUCUCGCUUGACGAGACUCGGGAGCAGUACAACAAUGUGCUCCGAAGCAGUAACAACAGACAGCAACAGAAGAAGAUGGCUUUCCUCGAGCGCAACCUCGAGCAGUUGACAGUCGUGCAGAGACAGCUGGUCGAGCAAAAUACCAGCCUCAAGAAAGAAGUGGCCAUUGCGGAGAGGAAGCUAAUUGCCCGCAACGAUCGUAUCUUGAGCUUGGAGGGUCUACUGGCCGAGAGCCAAGAGAAGCUGACUGCGGCUAAUCACAGGCAUCAGCAACUGCAGGCGGUCAAAGAGCGACUCGAGGCUGCCAAAGUCUCGAGCCGCGGACCCAUGAACGGUGUAGGUAUGGCUCCGGGACCUGGCGCCAGCUGGAUGGCAAGCGCCGGUGCCAGAAUCGCGAAGCCACUCCGAGGCGGCGGCGCCGCUACCAGUCCCAACGAGAUCAACGGUGGCCCUUCGAUUCCCGUUCUGAAUAGCCUGGCGAGCAAUGAAGGAAGUGGAGGGAAGAGGUCAAGUUGGUUCUUCAACAAGGGCUGA
Cyphellophora europaea CBS 101466 is the source of this 2772-nucleotide messenger RNA. RefSeq lists its product as uncharacterized. Gene Ontology annotation, biological process: microtubule-based movement. Bases 1 to 2772 code for a protein of 923 amino acids. Lineage: Eukaryota; Fungi; Ascomycota; Eurotiomycetes; Chaetothyriales; Cyphellophoraceae. The record is from RefSeq and is a predicted model, not a curated record. The transcript is spliced from 4 exons. Gene Ontology annotation, molecular function: microtubule motor activity; ATP binding; microtubule binding.